This is a messenger RNA of Hyalella azteca, 4227 nucleotides long. Its product is annotated as NBAS subunit of NRZ tethering complex. The transcript has 29 exons. Gene Ontology annotation, molecular function: SNARE binding. NCBI's taxonomy places the organism in Eukaryota, Metazoa, Arthropoda, Malacostraca, Amphipoda, Hyalellidae. The coding region runs from base 94 to 4227 and encodes 1377 amino acids. Gene Ontology annotation, cellular component: Dsl1/NZR complex; endoplasmic reticulum membrane. The record is from RefSeq and is a predicted model, not a curated record. Gene Ontology annotation, biological process: retrograde vesicle-mediated transport, Golgi to endoplasmic reticulum.
UACAAAUCAGUCAACUACCAAGUAUAAUUAAAGAUCAAUGUUCAGCUCCUUUCUUCUAGUAUGUAAUUUCUCUGUAAUGGUAUGUAAUUUCUCAUGAAAAUGACUUCUUCUGAGAAUAUUCUCUAUGAACUACGAAACACUGCCGAGUGGAUUGUUCCUCAAUCUCCUGAAGCACAAGGCAGUGGUGCUGGAACAAAUGGACCUAAGGGGAGCCAAACUGCAAGUCUUCACAAGAUUUUGUCUACGGCAAAAGGGCUGCUGAGUUUUGCAUCACCCUUCACACCCAGGCUCACCUCUCAAAUUUCUGAUGUACUGGGCUGCAAAUGCUCUUGGAAUUUGAACUACUGCGCUGCGGGAGGAGGUGUGGUGGCCAUCCUACAGGAGUCUCUCCUAGAAAUACGACAUGCCAAGCAUGACUUCCAGGACAUCAUCGGCUCUUCUGAUGCAUUGCAUCCGGACCAGCACCCCCAGUGGCGGGUGGUGGCGUGGGCAGGCAGUGGCAGUGUGGUGGCAGUGUCGUACAGUGACGGGGUAGUGCAGCUCUUCUCUACCCUAGCACAGCUGCUCUACACUAUCUACCCUCCUAGGUACACAGAAGGGGCUGUAUAUUCCGAGCCUCGUGGCGCUAUCGCAGCGCUCGUCAUCAAUGAAGACAACCUCCCCGGCGAUAAGUGGCUGUGCGAGGUGCUGUGCGUAGAGUACAGCGGCGUCGUACGCAGUUACCUCGUGUCAGCGUCUGAAGGCUACCAGACAUACGUACGCUGUACGCUGGACAGCUGCUACCAGCACGGCAUUACGGCUGCUACCAUGUACAGGUGGGGUGGGGCGNCAUCACCUCCAGCAGGUGGGUCAUCACCUCCAGCAGGUGGGUCAUCACCUCCAGCAGGUGGGUCAUCACCUCCAGCAGGUGGGGCAUCACCUCCAGCAGGUGGGUCAUCACCUCCAGCAGGUGGGUCAUCACCUCCAGCAGGUGUGUCAUCACCUCCAGCAGGUGGGUCAUCACCUCCAGCAAGUGGGUCAUCACCUCCAGCAGGUGGGCAUCACCUCCAGCAGGUGUGUCAUCACCUCCAGCAGUUGUUUAUUUUAAACGGUGCACAGGUGUCGAGUCUACCAGAGGACGACAGCUACGAGCCGCCGUCAGUAUCCCUGGCGCAGCGGCUGUAUACGACGCUCGUGCCCCCAGCGACGCCCCUGAGCUGCGCCUUCAGCGUCAGGGUGUCGCCCUGCGGCAAGCAUCUCGCCGCCCUGCACCUCUCGGGGGCCGUGUCCGUGUGGCACUUUCCCUCCCUCAGGAAGUCCAAGUACUGGCUGCUGAAGGACCAGCCUGACGCCGCAGCUCUGAAGUCUUCGGCGCCCUUCAAGCUGCCGACACAGGGCAGCAGAGGCAGGGAGCUGCGGCCUGAGUUGCCAGUGGGGGUGGAGUGGUGGUGUCGCCACGACGCUCCUCACCACACUCCUGACCCCAACCCUGCCAUACGUAACCCCAACCCUGCCGUACGUAACCCCAACCCUGCUGUGAGUGCCCCCUGUGGGGCUCAGUUCCUGUGCCUGGAGUUGGAGCGCAGCCUGGGGCGGCGACAGCGCACCGUCACCGGCACCUUCAGCCACGGCCUUCCACCGAGCGGUGAGACUGAAGAGCUACAAUGGCAAGGAGGUCCUGAAGGAGGCGCUGAAGAGUUCCCCGAACCUGGAGGUUCUGAGGAAGAGGGCGGCGCCAAUAGCGAGGUCGGCGCCCCUGGCGUGGGCGGCGCCCCUGGCGUGCGCCUCAUGAGGCGCCUGCUGCUCAUGUUCUGGCGCCUUCUUUACUGGCUCACUGACGACCCUAGGUUCUUGGUGUUGGAGAGCCACCUGCUGGAGGAGCGCUACCGCCUCGUGCUCUUCAGGAGCAGUUCGCCUGAACAGCUCUUCUAUAACAAAAUAAAGGAGCAGGAGUACGGCGAGGCGCUGCUGCUGGCCCACACUUAUGGCCUGGACAGCGACCUGGUAUACCAGGCGCAGUGGUCACACUCGGGCGCAACCCUGGAGAGCAUCAGCGACUACCUCAGCAAAGUGCGGGCGCGAUCAUGGGUACUGAAGCAGUGCUGCGACGUGGUGCCCUCACAGCUCCUGCCUGCCAGGGAGCUGCUGCUCUACGGCCUGCGUGCCACGGGUCUUAAGGUUGUGCAGCGCCUCGGUGCCUGUGAGGAAACAAACUCGUGGCAGUGCGAGGUGACGCUCUAUGACUGCGAGGACGAGGACCAGCGGUACGACCUCCUACAGGAGGAACAGCGCCUUCGCCAGCAGAUUGACUGGGAGGAUUUAAAUCGAGCGCAGCUGCAGCUGGUCAGGACCCGCCAGCUGCUGCUCAGAUACUUCGACAGACUCCUUACAUAUGAGGCGCUGCUGGGGGGCGGUCACCUGGCGCUGGAGAGGUACACGCCGGAGGGCUACUUGUCCCUGAGGACACAGAGCGCCGUGGCCGCGUGCCAGCAGUUUGCUAGGGCCGGUGACGUGGACGCCGUGGCUGUGAUGUGGACCUAUCAUGGUCCUGAUACGCUGCCUCACCGCCUCGCACUGCUAUCUAAUCUGCCUCCCACACUACGGCCUUAUGAGUACAAGUCGCUGUUGCCAGCGUGUGACGUGGACGGCUCUGUGGUACAGUGGCAGGGGGAGGCGCUCAGGACGCCUGACUGGUGCGAGGUCGAGGCUCCCGACACCGUAACGCCUGGUAACAGUCCGAGUGAAGCAGUGGCUGACGCGUGUGAACUGUACGCUGCAGUGUCAGGACCUAAGAGCCUGAUACCUGACAGUGUUGACAGUCAGCAGCAGCUACUGUCAGUCGAAGCUGUCAGUAGCUGGUACCUGCAUCGAGCUCGUCAGCUGGAAAUGGAGUGUGGAUUAGUUGACUCGGCGCUGGAUCUGCUCAAGCUCGGCAGGGAAAAAAAUGUUCCGGGUCUGGAGGGGCUGGUGCAGACCCUGAGCUCGCUGGAGGUGCUGGUCUACGAGGCCGGUCUCAUUCACAUGACACUACAGGAGUUCACGCUACUGCCGCCAUCACGCGUCAUUGCGCUCAUGCUAGACCAGAGCGACGGGAGCAAGCUACUGCAGCGCCUCCGUCAGUGGGUGCUGCCGUACCUGUCUCGCUGCGAGACCUCGUCUGUCUCGUCUCGUGACGACCUCCUCACCGAGUACCUCGUCUCCCUGGCCCCACACCAUCUCGACCACGUCACCGACGUACUCAUGUUGGCGCGGUCGUCUCAGGAUCUGCUGGGGGAUGACGCGCUACACGCGUGCGCCGUGGCGUGCGUAUACGCCUGCGAGCGCCUCGACCAGCUCCCUGCCGCGCACGCCAUCCUGCGCGCUCUGCCUCCCGCCCCCGACGACUGCGUGCGUGAGCGCGUACAGCUGCUGGAGCUGCAGCUGUGGGCGUGCGAGAUGCUGCAGACGCGCGGGGUGCCCACGCUGCCCUCGCAACUGCGGGACGUUACGUGUACCGCCGCCCGCCACCUCUACACCAGACUAGCCCGCACGCCGCUCAAGAGACCGUCGCUCGUGAGCCUGGGUGAGUGGCGGGCGCUGCUGCACGACAUGCUGGAGCUGCAGCAGAAGCUGCUGCUCUGCUCACUGCCUAGUGACUGCUAUAAGAGCGUUGCUGAGGCGCUGCUGACAUCAGGCAAGAGCGAGUACAUAGCGCUGAGCAUUAACUUCAUGUUGCUGACCCCUCCCCAGCCCCAUAACCCCCAACAGGGGGGUGUCAGGCCCCUGACCCCUACACAGCCCCCCAACCCGUACCUGGAGGGGGUCGGCUACCCCCUGUCCCUACAGUUGGUGCUGGACGCGGCCCGUGGUUACUUCAACGCCGCCGAGCGCUACGGCGACCCUUCUUUGGACCUUGCCAGGCAUUGCCUGGACCUGCUACAGGCCGAUGAGGCAGAGUUGCAAGAGGAAGUCCAGGUCGAGAAGGAUCUCAUGACAGCUCUCGAGAUCCUGCACGAGUUCGACGAACAUCCGCUCCCUCUGCAGGUGCGCCUGUGCAGUGACCGCGUGAGCUUCAUCGCGGGCGCCGUGGAGCGUCGCCCCCACACGUGCCUGCAGCUGUGGUGGCGCCUCCUGCAGCUGGCCAGGCUCCUGAGACUGGGGCGUGAUGCUGUCUACAGGGACACCAUCGUCCUUACCUUGCUGGCGUCCCGAGCUCUGAAGGUGAGUGACAGUGAUGGCUGUGGUGAGGCUCCUGAGACUGGGGCGUGA